Messenger RNA from Colletotrichum destructivum, 3105 nucleotides. Its product is annotated as Putative Rab-GAP-TBC domain-containing protein. Gene Ontology annotation, molecular function: GTPase activator activity. NCBI's taxonomy places the organism in Eukaryota, Fungi, Ascomycota, Sordariomycetes, Glomerellales, Glomerellaceae. The coding region runs from base 271 to 1686 and encodes 471 amino acids. The transcript has 3 exons. Gene Ontology annotation, biological process: activation of GTPase activity; negative regulation of septation initiation signaling. The record is from RefSeq and is a predicted model, not a curated record. Gene Ontology annotation, cellular component: mitotic spindle pole body.
CCUGCAAUGCUUGCCAUCGACACCACCAAGGCCUCAAUCACCAACCUCUUCCCCGCCGCUCCGGGCCAAAAAUAGUAGCCCAUAAGGUGCUCAUCACCUUCGCUACGCCUGUCGUUGCCCCUUUUUUCAUUCUGGCUUCCUUUUGACCCCCUGUGCCAUUUUUCUUUACGCAUAAUCGGUUGUAAUACUCUUACAGACUCUGUCUUGUACUUCCAAAAGUGAACGUAACUGUCGUCGCCAUCAUCGAAGUACCCCUUCUCGGUCGCAAAGAUGCCGCAGAGUCCAACAGGAGAUCCAUUCGCCGCUCCGGCGCACGCCUUUGUGCAAUCGCAAGCCAAGACCACCGAAUUGCUCCCACCACCCUCGCCGCGAACGCACCGUCUGCGCAAACUGCAGUCGGCACACAACCUGGGUUCGAAGGCCGCUCUUCAACUGCAGCCCCAGCAUCAACCCUCAUUGAUUGCGCAGCAGCGCCUGACACAACGCAACAUCUCGCCCACCCGUCGUGAUCCGAGUGCAUCUUCCACAGUGACCCGACAUACGCGAGGACGAUCCAACAGCGAUGCGCCGGCUCCAGUGGCGCACCACAUGACCGCCCUGGCCUCUAGCAAGCGCAGCAUGAUGGGUAUCAAUCCCAAGUACGCAACCAUGUCUCUUCAGCAACUCAUAAAGGAAGGACCGCCUGACGGGGACACUGUCGAGGCCCUGGGCAUGGCACGCCGUAAGGUGCUGAGUGAGGGCAUCAAGAGCGACAGCGAUGGCAUGUCAACCCUACGUAUCUAUGUCUGGAUGAUCCUGCUGGACACUCCUGUUCUCCCGACCGACGACUACCUUGGCCUCAUCCAUCGCGGAGCCUCCCCGGCCUACUCCAAGAUUCGCAACGACACGUUUCGCACUCUCACGACAGAUCCCCUUUUCAGAAGACGUGUUAGCGAGGCCAGCUUGAUUCGCCUCCUUAAUGCCGUGGCCUGGCGUCUACAUGAUUUGCGAGAGGAGCAGCGGAGGGAACGCCCGAGCACGGGCAGAAGCUCAAUUUCGCAGGACAGCUCGACAUCGACGGCGACAGCCCACUCGCAGAACCCGGCCUCGUCGCCGGGCGCGAGGAACCGAGCAAGAGCUCUGACCUUGACGACGGAAGGUUCCGAGACCAGCCAUGCGGGUGAACCGGGGACGUACGUUCAGGGAAUGAACGUCCUAGCCGCCCCAUUCCUAUACGCGGCAAGGAGCGAGUCCGAGGCCUUCAUCGCGUUCUACACCUUGCUGACACGCGAGUGCCCUGGCUACAUCCGCGGCGCUAUGGAUGGCGUACACAAGGGUUUGGCUUUGGUUGACAAGGUACUCGCCACUGUCGACUCCAAGCUCAGCGGGUACCUCCACUCCAAGGGUCUGACGGCCGAGAUCUACGCAUUUCCUUCUGUUCUCACAUUGUGCGCUUGCACCCCGCCGUUGCCCGAGGUUCUUCGCUUGUGGGACUUUCUCUUUGCUUACGGGCCUCAUCUAAAUAUUCUAUGUAUCGUCGCCCAGUUGAUGGGCAUGCGGGAUCAACUGAUGAGCUCUCCAAGCCCUAACAAGCUGCUCCGCUCAUUCCCUUCGCUGCAGGCCGAUAAGGUCAUUGAGCGCACGCUCUGGAUCAUAGAGAGAAUACCAGACGACACCUACGCGGCUAUUGUAGUGCACGCCCACUAAGCUCUCGCGAGCCCAGCAAGGUUGUGGGUGCAAGGAGCGAGAAAUGGCCUGCCCAGCAGUCAACACCACACACCAUGAACAAGUAGGAAGCUGUGUCCCCUUUGGUCUUUUUCGUUGGACACGCCCUCGUGGACAACGACAUACCUAAGCUAGCAGAACAACCAACGAACACGAAAGUACGACUUAUGCAAGACGCGAAGAAGGCGGGUGUCACCCCACCGAAGAGAGGGCUACUUUACGAGGAGAGGAUGCUUGACGAAUAUGGGACGCUUUGUACUUGUACGAUGUAAGGAUUUUAUGACUUGAUGAUUGAAACACAAAAACGGGUAACGAGAUGGGAGCGUUAUGGUGCAAGUGCCAUGGGAGAGAUCAACGAAGAACGAUGUCUUGGAUGCGAGAGGCGAACAGGACGAGGAUAAAACAGCACACAUUCGCCGCUUCAACCUGGACAAUUCACUUCGUAUAUGCAACCCUUGAUGUUUGACGGACAACCCAAAACUGCCUAGUGACCGCUGUCCCUCCUGCCUUGCAUGCGCCAUGAUCAUCGUCGCGGGGAAGCCAGAUGCCCACGUGCCAUCUCUCGGUUUGUUGUAGACUUCACCAGACGACAUCUUCAAGGACGAGGCAAUUUGUGUUCUUGUUCGGCCAAUGUGUCUAGUACUUGUUUGGCAUCAGCCCAUUUGUCUUUAGCUGCAUCCCGUUGUGUUGAUUUGCCGACCAUCGUUCGAGAUAUCGGGCUGGUGGGAACGAGUCUAUGUUGUACACCAAACGGCUUGGUAUAUAUAUUUCGUCGAGGCACUGUCAACUCGGUCUUGCAAUGUGUCAUUUAGACUCUGGUCCCAAUGAAUGUCCCGGGUGGCAUCAUUGAUCUCUGGGCUGCCGGAGCAAUGGUGGAAAAGCCAGUUGGCGCUCAUUGCAUCCCCUGUAUCAACUAGUCUCAAAGCAUCUAUCCGUCUUCUUUGCUCCCUUUUAUUUCCGUAAUGGAAGGCCUCGGACACCUUAUCCAUUGGUAAGAUACAAUUCGCAUGCCCCGAAUAAGAGCCAAUCCCUUCGUACCAGCCCAUACGAAGAGUAGUCUGCGCAUUUUGCACGCACGACGACCGUGUGCAGGUUUGGAAAAGGCAGGCAGCAACUCAGAAACAACAACCGUGCCGAUGACCACGUUGGCCACGAAGCCAUCGAAGCUUCUGCUCCAAAGGGUCUUCCGGAGCGGGUCCCGCAGUUCUCGGCUCUUCAUUGGAUGGUGCGUUGUGUUUGUAAUAAUUCUUGGUAUCAUAUCCUGUCUGUCAUCAGAUAGGCUCGUCGAGGGAUGAUUCGACCGCUCUCGUUUGGGACGUAGUCGGCUACCCACAACCGACAGACAAGGACAAUAGGGGCACAUCGACUUGUUAAGAAACAGGACGCGAGUGAUCAGGUUCG